Messenger RNA from Mucor velutinosus, 486 nucleotides. RefSeq lists its product as uncharacterized. The coding region runs from base 1 to 486 and encodes 161 amino acids. The transcript has 2 exons. Gene Ontology annotation, molecular function: 2 iron, 2 sulfur cluster binding. The record is from RefSeq and is a predicted model, not a curated record. Gene Ontology annotation, biological process: iron-sulfur cluster assembly. Gene Ontology annotation, cellular component: mitochondrion; cytoplasm. Lineage: Eukaryota; Fungi; Mucoromycota; Mucoromycetes; Mucorales; Mucoraceae.
AUGAUUCCUACUCACAUCACUCGACAUGCAGCCAAGACCAUUAUGACACAUGGAACCCGUCAACUAAAAUUGAGUAAAGCGCCUCUGACUUUGACAACAGCUGCUGUAUCCCGUUUGAAGGAGCUGUCAAGUGGCGAUCAUCCUCAGUUUCUUCGAGUAGGUGUCAAAAGCAAAGGAUGCUCCGGCAAUUCAUACAUGAUGGAGUUUACAGAGACAAGGGGUAAAUUCGACGAAAUCGUUGAUCAACAAGGUAUAUUUGAAGUAGCAGCAGUGAGCGCACGCACAAUGCGAUUUAUUAAUGCAAACCAUGUGUUUGUGUAUCAUUUGUAUUAUUCAGGUGUAACUGUUUUGGUUGAUUCAAAGGCACUCUUGACAGUGUUAGGAUCAGAGAUGGAUUACGUUGAAGAUGCUUUAUCUUCGCAAUUCGUGUUUCAUAAUCCAAAUGUCAAGGGUACAUGCGGCUGUGGUGAAUCAUUUACGAUCUGA